Messenger RNA from Manis pentadactyla (Chinese pangolin), 983 nucleotides. Its product is annotated as NKG2-D type II integral membrane protein-like. Lineage: Eukaryota; Metazoa; Chordata; Mammalia; Pholidota; Manidae. The annotation marks the transcript as partial. The transcript has 3 exons. Gene Ontology annotation, molecular function: signaling receptor activity. Gene Ontology annotation, biological process: positive regulation of natural killer cell mediated cytotoxicity. The record is from RefSeq and is a predicted model, not a curated record. Gene Ontology annotation, cellular component: external side of plasma membrane.
UCUAUUAAACAUGAAGAUACUGGAACCCUAAACCUUCUUCUCUCAUCUUUCUCCCUUUUUCCUUUGACAGCAUCUGCAUUUUUCCUUGCCUGGUCCAUUGCUAUAGGUUUGGGGAUCCGUUUCAUUGUAAUGGUAAUGAUAUGCAGUGCCACGAUCAUAAAUUGGAAGUGUUACUGUGGGCCAUGUCCUCAAAACUGGCUAUGUUACAGAAAGAACUGCUACCAGUUUUUUAAUGAAAGCAAAAGUUGGUACCAGAGUCAAGCUUCGUGUAUGUCUCAAAAUUCCAGUCUCCUGAAGAUAUACAGUAGAGAGGACCAGGAUUUCUUUAAAUUGGUGAAAUCAUAUCAUUGGAUGGGACUAGGUAAAGUUCCAACAAAUGGAACCUGGCAAUGGGAAGAUGGCUCCAUUCUUUCACCUAGCCAGUAAGUCUCUGUACCAAUAAGUCUCUAUUUGUAGAUUUAAGGCAUUCUUAUGAUUAUUCAAGUAUCACACUUUCCUUCCUGCAAUGCCAGGAUGUUCCCACAUCCUAAUAGAUUCAGAAAAAAUCUCUUAAAGCCUAAAUACAGGAGAUUGUGGAGCUGAGCAGCCUAUACCAAUACUAAUGAGUAACACGGUCAUGUCCUAAGUACUGUGCAAGAUACUAGGCCAAUUUUACAGAUAAGGAGACUAAAGCAGAAGAGUUAAGUUCUUUCUUGAAGUUACAUAUUUUCUUGAAAGCUAUUACCAGAUUUACUGAGAUAUAAUGGAUAUCCAAUGAACAUUCAAUAAAUAGAUAUGCACAUAUUUAAAGCAUACAAUUUUUUUGUUAAUUUUAGCUUUAAUAUAUGAAUUACAUUAAUACCUCACAUUACAUAUAUGAAGCCUAAUUACACUAACUUAGUUGUUUACAAACUCAAAUCUUACUCCCAGUACACAUUCCAAUAAAUUUAUUCUGUAAAAACAAUAUACUUUUUUGUUUUUGAUAUUUUUUUACAGUAAACUUU